Messenger RNA from Culicoides brevitarsis, 485 nucleotides. RefSeq lists its product as uncharacterized. The transcript has 2 exons. The record is from RefSeq and is a predicted model, not a curated record. Lineage: Eukaryota; Metazoa; Arthropoda; Insecta; Diptera; Ceratopogonidae. Gene Ontology annotation, molecular function: odorant binding. Bases 1 to 432 code for a protein of 143 amino acids.
AUGGCCAAGCCCCCAACGAAAGCAUUUCCACGCGUUGAAGUGGUCGCACAAGAAGACGGCGACAGAACCGAGGUGAUCGAAAAGUUCGCGUCUGCCUGUUACGGCAAAGACGGCAUCGAAAAGCCCGAUUUCGAUCACAUUUUCCGCGAACACAAGCAACCCGAAACCAUGCCGCAAAAAUGUCUCAUCACGUGCAUGCAGGAACAAGUGGAAAUCAUCAAAGGUGAUAAAUUCCAGCCAGAAACCUUCAAAGCUAUCGUACGGGGAGCCGUCAACGAUGAAAAACACAACCACGUUAUCGAUGAAAUUGCGAAAGAAUGCGCCUCCGUUACCGAUGUCAACCGCUGUGAGCAAGGCAUGAAAUUGUCCGUGUGCUACAAAGAAACUGCCGAGAAGCACGGCGUCGACUUUGACAAACUCCAUGGAAUGUAAAUUUAUUUUCUUUGUUUCAAAAAGCAAAUACAUUUAAAUAAACCAAUAUUUGU